Molecule: messenger RNA, 3770 nt
Organism: Pogoniulus pusillus (Red-fronted tinkerbird)
Lineage: Eukaryota; Metazoa; Chordata; Aves; Piciformes; Lybiidae
Gene: MED15
Product: mediator complex subunit 15
Exons: 18
Coding region: 95-2482 (795 amino acids)
Biological process (GO): regulation of DNA-templated transcription
Molecular function (GO): transcription coregulator activity
Source: RefSeq, a predicted model, not a curated record
CCGGCCGCAGCGCGCCGGAAACGGCAGCGAGGCCCUUCCGCGGUGUCGGGCGGCGGCGCGGAGCGGAGCGGAGCCGUAGCAGCGCUCGGCAGGCAUGGACGUGACCGGGGCCGAGACCGACUGGCGCAGCACCAACUUCCGGCAGAAGCUCGUCAGCCAGAUUGAUGAGGCCAUGAGGAAGGCUGGUGUUGCCCAUAAUAAGUCCAGCAAAGAUAUGGAGAGUCACGUGUUUAUGAAGGCCAAAACAAGGGAGGAGUAUCUCUCCCUUGUGGCCAGGCUCAUCAUCCAUUUUCGAGAUAUCCACAAUAAGAAAUCUCAAGCCUCAGUCAGUGAUCCGAUGAAUGCCCUGCAGAAUCUAACUGGGGGUCCCCCAGCAGGGGCACCUGGAAUGGGCAUGGCUGCUCGAGCUCAGGGAGCACCAAUGACUGGGAUGAGUGGCCUUGGCCCAAUGGGACAGCAGAUGAGUCUCCCAGGGCAGCAGCAGCCUCCUGGAACCUCUGGAAUGGCUCCUCAUGGCAUGCCUGGCGUCUCUACAGCGACUCAGCCCACCCAACUUCAGCUCCAGCAAAUCGCUCAGCAGCAACAGCAGCAGCAGCAACAGUUCCAGCAGCAGCAGGUGGCUUUGCAGCAGCAGCAAUUCCAGGCCCAGCAGUCAGCCAUGCAGCAGCAGUUUCAGGUCCAGCAGCAGCAGGCGGCAGCGGCUGCGGCAGCCCAGCAGCAGCAGCAACAGCAGCAGUUGCAAGCCGUCCAGCAGCAGCAGCACAUGCUGAAACUGCAGAUGCAGCAGCAGCAGCAAAACCAACAACAGAUGCAGCAGCAACAGCAGCAGCAGCAACUACAGCGAAUUGCCCAAAUGCAGCAGCUGCAGGCAGCACAGGCUAUGCAGGCACAGCAGCAGCAGGCGCAGCAGCAACAGCAGCAACAGAUACCACAGCAGAUACAGCAGCAGCCACCUCAACAAGUAAUGCAACAGCAGAUGCAACAGAUGCAGCAGCAGCAACAGCAGCAGCAGCAACAACAACAGGUUGCUCAGGCACAGCAGCCUCAGCUUCCGCCACAGUCCCAGCCUCAACCCCAGCCCAUGGUGUCUCAGCCACAGGCAAUCUCAGGGCAAAUUCCUGGCCAGGUUAUGCCUGUGACUCUCACCCCACAGCAAUUAAAAGCAAUGCAGGUAAGAGCUCAGCUGGUCCAGCAGCAGCAGCAGCAGGCAGCAGCGGCGGUGCAAGCAGCUCAGGCCCAAGCUGCUCAGAUGGGAGCUUCAGGGCAGAUGAUCACCGCACCUAUGGCCCGAGGUGGGAUGCAAAUCAGACCCCGGUUCCCGCCUACCACCGCUGUGUCCGCCACGCCGCCAAGCUCCCUUCCUUUGGGCGGACAGCAAAUGCCACAGGUCAGCCAGAACAACAUUACCAUGAUGUCAUCCCCAUCUCCUGUCCAGCAAGCUCAGACACCCCAGUCAAUGCCUCCACCGCCACAGCCAUCUCCUCAGCCAGGCCAGCCAACUUCUCAGCCAAACUCCAAUGUCAGCUCUGGCCCAGCUCCAUCACCCAGCAGCUUUCUCCCCAGUCCAUCUCCACAACCGUCCCAGAGCCCAGCAGCCGCACGAACACCUCAGAACUUUAGUGUCCCAUCCCCAGGUCCUUUAAACACUCCAGGAAAUCCAAAUUCUGUCAUGAGCCCAGCCAGUUCCAGCCAGUCAGAGGAGCAGCAGUAUCUGGAGAAACUCAAGCAGCUGUCCAAAUACAUCGAGCCACUGCGGAGGAUGAUCAAUAAAAUAGACAAAAAUGAAGAUAGGAAGAAGGACCUGAGUAAAAUGAAGAGUCUCUUGGAUAUCCUGACUGACCCUUCAAAACGGUGCCCUCUGAAGACACUGCAGAAGUGUGAAAUUGCUCUGGAGAAGCUGAAAAACGACAUGGCUGUGCCUACUCCACCACCUCCCCCAGUGCCCCCCACCAAGCAGCAGUACUUGUGCCAGCCCCUCUUGGAUGCUGUUCUGGCCAACAUCCGUUCGCCGGUGUUCAACCACUCUCUGUACCGCACGUUCAUGCCAGCCAUGACUGCCAUCCACGGGCCGCCCAUCACGGCCCCGGUGGCGUCCCCUCGCAAACGCAAGUACGAAGAGGACGAGAGACAAACCAUCCCCAACGUCCUGCAGGGAGAGGUCGCCAGGCUGAAUCCGAAAUUCCUGGUGAACCUGGACCCUUCCCACUGCAGUAACAAUGGCACAGUCCAUCUCAUAUGCAAGCUGGAUGACAAGAACCUCCCUAACGUGCCUCCGCUGCAGCUCAGUGUGCCAGCAGACUACCCAGAGCAGAGCCCUCUGUGGAUCAAGAACCCCAGGCAGUAUGCAGCCAACCCCUUCUUGCAGUCAGUCUAUCGGUACAUGACCUCCAAGCUGCUGCAGCUGCCCGACAAGCACUCGGUCACGGCGCUCUUGAACACCUGGGCGCAGAGCAUCCGCCAGGCCUGCCUCUCUGCCGCGUAGCAGCUCACUUCCUGGCUCGGGAAGCAAGCGAGAGGAUCUCCACAGCUGGCCUCUUCCACCUGCCCCUGCAGAACCACAGGCGUCCUGGGAGGGCACUUCACAAGAAAGAAGCCUUAAGGUGUUCUGUUCCUAGGUGCCAGGUUCAGUAGAGAACCUGAGUUUAGACUUUAGCUUUCCUGCUUUUUAUCUUCUGCCUUUGUGGACUUCUGCCAGCAUUUCCAGAUCUACAAACUGUGUAUAUAUGGUUUUUGGGACUGUAUUAGGAUGAGUUUUUAUUGUCUUCUUAGAGAAGAAAUUAUUUGUGGACUUCCUUCAGGGAGUAAGGAGAUAAUGUCCUCAUUUGCUUCCAAGUUUGCUCAGUGCCAGUGGUCCUUUCACACUGUUUUGUGACCUGAUACUGCCCCAGAAAGAAAUCAGCUGCAACUAGAAUGUGUUUGCAAACUUCAGUGGUUGCAGGAAUCUUUUUUACCUAUUAGCUUUGCCCAGACAGGACAAAUUUACAGUUUUUUAAAGGCAAGAGGUGAGGUAAAUCUGGAUAAUGAAUACUUGGGAAUGGGGAGCCAAAGAGCAAAGAAGUAUUUUAUAGCUUAUUUUAAACACUACUUUGUAUAAGUGGUUUUUGCUUAGCAUGGACCACAGGAAUGAAUUGAGAGAUGUUAAUGUGCACCCUUAAAAACUCACCAAGUGUGGGGGUGAAAAACCCACCAGUGUCAAGCCCUAGCACCACCAAUCAGUCCAGCAGCCUUGCAGCACCUCUGGCAGCUGAGGCAGCUCAGUGAAAAUGCUUCUGUGCUGCAGCAGUUUGCUUUUAACGGGGGCAAACCCAACAACCCAGCUCAGGAGGAGAACUGACAGCUAAGGCUUUGUGCCUUUAGGCAUGGUGGGCACCACUCAGCAGCUGCUUUGUGGCUGGGCACUUCUAAUGCAAACCUAUGCCAGGGGCAACUCUUACCUCCUGCAGAGCCUGAUUGUUUUGUUUUCCCUGCAGCUUCUAAGCUGCUGGCUCUCAGUUUGGUGGUGCAGGAUCUCAGAUGUUCCCAUUACAUCCUGCUCCACCUCCCUGCACUGUGCAGCAAACCUUCAAGAGUAGCUGUGCUCUCUUACAGUAGUGUCAAGAACCUGCUCUGACCUUUGUCAGCCUGUGUGGUGUCAGCAGUUUUAGGACGUUUUUAAACGUGGGUACUUAGUAAGCACUGAGUGAGGCAGCAGAGAGCUGCCACUGUUUUGUACAUGAACUAAUGCAGCCUCUGUUUGUUUCUAGUGUAAUAAAUUCAUUCUUCUUCCUGCC